Molecule: messenger RNA, 2318 nt
Organism: Anarrhichthys ocellatus (wolf-eel)
Lineage: Eukaryota; Metazoa; Chordata; Actinopteri; Perciformes; Anarhichadidae
Gene: ndufv1
Product: NADH:ubiquinone oxidoreductase core subunit V1
Exons: 11
Coding region: 590-2143 (517 amino acids)
Biological process (GO): mitochondrial electron transport, NADH to ubiquinone
Cellular component (GO): respiratory chain complex I
Molecular function (GO): NADH dehydrogenase (ubiquinone) activity; 4 iron, 4 sulfur cluster binding; NAD binding
Source: RefSeq, a predicted model, not a curated record
GCGCCGGUUGUUUGCUAACUUACAUCAAACCCGUUAUGAUUUAACUGCUUUUAAUGCAGCUGCCAUUAAAACUGUUAUAAACGAGUUCAUUCAUGUUUUGUCAUUGUUAUAUCUGGAUGCUACGUCGUGAAUCCGCUGAUGUUAUUCUGACAUUACAAGGUUAACCGCUAGCUGACUUAGCGUAGCGCUAGACUAGCAGUAGCUAACGUUAGCUAUAUCUGCAUGGGGCUCAGGUGUCCUCUUUAAGCGAGGUAAAAUAGUUUAGUUGUAACGUUACCCAUGAUUACUCCAUUUUAUAAAAGUGUGUUUAUCCGAAAUAUUACAGCUUGGAGUGUUGUGUGGAUUGAUAACAUUGCUGGCUCUCACCCUCACCUUCGUUAGCUAACUUCUCUCAACAACGUUACCUCUGACAUAAUAACGCCUCAUAACAAGUUACACAAGAUCUCUUGCAAAGCUGUUACAGUACCAAACAAACGUGUAUUAACAUGUCUAUUGGUCGUCACCAAAAAAAAAAGAAAGUGAAUCUAGUGUUUGUAACUUUUGUUGAAAUAGAACCAGCAUCUGCUUUCACUCGACGUCUGUUGAUUAGAUGCAGUUUAAUGGUAUGAAGACGCCAUUUAGCAGCCAUGACAAAAUGUUGUUUUUACAGCUUGACUCCUGUAAUAUGACUAAUGUGUAUUGUCAUUUGAUAGGGCCGUGGAAUGUGACAUAUACAGUGGGAAGGAUGCUGUCUCUGUCUCGAGCAGUGGUGUGUGGGGUGGCCCGUGCUCCAGCUGCUGUCAGUCAAGGGGGAGUGACUGCUAUCACCCGAUUCAACAGCACAGCUCAGACUGCUCCUAAGAAAACAACAUUUGGGCCUCUGGCAGAUGAGGACAGAAUUUUCACAAACCUUUAUGGCCGCCAUGACUGGAGGCUGAAGGGGGCAUUGAAGCGUGGCGACUGGUACAAAACUAAGGAGAUCCUUUUGAAUGGAGUUGACUGGAUCCUCAAUGAGAUCAAGGGUUCUGGCCUACGUGGGAGAGGCGGAGCUGGAUUCCCCACUGGCAUGAAGUGGAGCUUCAUGAACAAGCCCAGCGAUGGCAGGCCAAAGUAUCUGGUGGUGAAUGCAGAUGAGGGAGAACCUGGCACCUGUAAGGACAGAGAGAUUAUGCGGCAUGACCCACACAAGCUGGUGGAGGGCUGCCUGGUGGCUGGGAGGGCCAUGGGGGCGCGUGCUGCUUAUAUCUAUAUCAGAGGAGAGUUCUACAAUGAGUCGUCCAACCUGCAGGUAGCUAUCAACGAGGCCUAUGCUGCAGGGCUCAUUGGAAGGGACUCCUGUGGCACCGGUUUUGACUUUGAUGUGUUUGUGAUGCGGGGUGCUGGAGCAUACAUCUGUGGAGAGGAGACUGCUCUUAUCGAGUCCCUGGAGGGAAAGCAGGGGAAGCCCCGUCUGAAGCCCCCAUUUCCUGCUGAUGUGGGUGUGUUUGGUUGCCCAACAACUGUUGCCAAUGUGGAGACUGUAGCCGUGGCGCCCACCAUCUGUCGUCGUGGCGGCUCGUGGUUUCUGGGCUUUGGCAGAGAGAGAAACUCCGGCACAAAGCUAUUCAACAUCUCUGGCCAUGUUAACCACCCCUGCACUGUAGAGGAGGAGAUGUCUAUCCCUCUGAAAGAACUCAUUGAGAGGCACGCAGGUGGUGUGCGUGGUGGUUGGGAUAACUUGCUGGCUGUAAUCCCCGGUGGCUCCUCAACACCGCUUAUUCCCAAGAAGGUAUGUGAAGAGGUGAUGAUGGACUUCGAUGGCCUCCUCCAGGCUCAGACUGGCCUGGGCACAGCUGCAGUUAUCGUCAUGGACAAAUCUACUGACAUUAUCAGAGCCAUUGCCCGCCUGAUUGAAUUCUACAAGCAUGAGAGCUGUGGUCAGUGCACACCCUGCAGGGAAGGAGUGGACUGGAUGAAUGACAUGAUGUGGCGUUUUGUGAAGGGUGAUGCACGGCCAUCAGAGAUCGACAUGAUCUGGGAGCUCAGUAAGCAGAUUGAGGGACACACUAUCUGUGCCCUGGGAGAUGGUGCGGCAUGGCCAGUGCAGGGAUUGAUCAGGCACUUCAGGCCUGUGAUGGAAAGUAGAAUUGCUGAUCACCAGCAGAAGCAGCAGGCCAGGGCUUAAAUGGCUCUUCUAACUCCUUGAACUCGUUCUUCUGCCUAUUUGCCCUCAACCCUGUGUUGUUUCAUUGACAAAUUAUUUAAAACAAAUAUGUGCCGUCUUCUCACCUUAUCAUCAAGUUUUACAUUGAUGUGUCUGCCUUGUCUGAUGAUAACCAAUAAAAUUCUAUGAAUCUUAA